AUGGACCUGGAUACCCCGGGAGAACCCGACCUCGAUAUCCAUGUCGUGACCCCUGGAGAAAUCGUGACGACGGACACUGCCUUUAUGAGGGGCCAUGGAACAUAUACAGAAGAUGAAUCUUUAGUUGCAUCAUUGGCUGGGGUGGUGGACCGGGUGAACAAGCUGAUAUCAGUCAAACCAUUACGCACACGGUACAACGGGGAGAUUGGAGACGUGGUGGUGGGGAGGAUAACGGAGGUCGCGCAAAAACGGUGGAAAGUCGACAUAAACUCCCGCCAAGACGGCGUGCUUCUGCUAUCGUCCGUCAACCUUCCCGGCGGAGUGCAACGACGGAAAACAGAGUCGGAUGAGCUGCAGAUGCGGACGUUUUUUGCGGAGGGGGAUAUGUUGAGUGCGGAGGUGCAGGCGUUCUUUCAGGAUGGUGCGGUGUCGGUGCAUACGCGGAGUAUCAAAUACGGCAAGCUGAGGAAUGGGUCUCUGGUCACCGUACCCUCGGCGCUUGUGAAGCGGACGAAAUCCCAUUUCGCGACAUUGCCGUGUGGUGUGGACGUCAUCCUCGGUCUGAACGGAUACAUCUGGGUGUCGAAGCAUGUACCGAUAUCCCCGGAUAUGGUGAAUCAGCCCGAUGCGCUUUAUCACAAUGACAACGAGCCGCUUUCCAAAUCCGAGCGGGAAACGAUUGCAAGAGUGUGCAACUGCAUUCUCGCCCUCGCCAAGCACAACAACUUCAUCAACGAUUCGAUGAUUGUCUACGCAUACGAGGCGGCGUCCCAGUAUGCCGUGAAAGAUAUAUUGAAGACGGCGAUAAGUCAGCAGGUUGUGUUGUCUGCGAGACAACAGUUGAGCGAGGCUUUGCAGCAGUAA
Fimicolochytrium jonesii is the source of this 864-nucleotide messenger RNA. RefSeq lists its product as uncharacterized. The record is from RefSeq and is a predicted model, not a curated record. Gene Ontology annotation, cellular component: nuclear exosome (RNase complex); cytoplasmic exosome (RNase complex). Gene Ontology annotation, molecular function: RNA binding. The transcript is spliced from 6 exons. NCBI's taxonomy places the organism in Eukaryota, Fungi, Chytridiomycota, Chytridiomycetes, Spizellomycetales, Powellomycetaceae. Gene Ontology annotation, biological process: exonucleolytic trimming to generate mature 3'-end of 5.8S rRNA from tricistronic rRNA transcript (SSU-rRNA, 5.8S rRNA, LSU-rRNA); poly(A)-dependent snoRNA 3'-end processing; CUT catabolic process. Bases 1 to 864 code for a protein of 287 amino acids.